Ichthyophthirius multifiliis is the source of this 1302-nucleotide messenger RNA. RefSeq lists its product as hypothetical. Lineage: Eukaryota; Ciliophora; Oligohymenophorea; Hymenostomatida. The transcript has 2 exons. The record is from RefSeq and is a predicted model, not a curated record.
AUGAUUUAUCCUAAAAAUCAUAACAAUUAAUCAAAACUAUAAAACAAAAUAAAUUUCUCAUACCUUUAGAGAGAAUAAUUAAAGGAAGUAUUAUAAUAAAAAUUUGAAAUGAAAUAUAAUAAGUAAAACAGAGAAAUAAUUAAAUAAUAAUUAGAUAAUUAUAUUAAGCAUACCUAAAAUAUAAACUCCAAAGGAAUAAAUUUAUUAGAAGAAAUAAUAAUGAAAUAAAUUAACUAAAAAAAAUAUAAUUCUAAUCAUAUUCAAAAUAAUGAAAAAGAAAAAAAAUUGAUUUCGUAAAAAGAAGAAAAUCAAAUGGAAUUAACAAAAACUAAAAUUAAAACAAAAAGUGAAGAAUUAGACAAAUAUUAAACAUAAUUAGAAUUAUAAAAUAAUAACUCAAAUAAUAAUAUUUAAUAACCCAAACUAGAAAAUAUAGACUUAAAAAAAUUAAAGAGGGAAGAAAAUGAAUUUUUAGAUAUAAAUAAAUAUAAUAAAUAUUUAAAUGAAAAACAAUAAGAAUUAUUAAAAUUAAAAAAGUAUUAAUAAAUAUAAAAAUUUAAGGAAGAUUUAGACAAUUAAAUAAAAGAAAAAAAUAUUCAAAAAGAGUAAAAUAAAAUUGAAGAUCUAAUAUAUUUUGAAAAUUUAAAACUUUAAAUAGCAAAAUAUGAUGAAAAAUAAUUAGAAAGAUUAAAGAAAAUUUAAGAACUGAAAACUAAUGAAAAUUUAUUCAGAUCUUAAUAAAUAUAAGACAUUAAGAAAUCUAAAAAACAAAAUUAUAAAGAAAAAAGAAUUUUAGAUGGCUUAUUUAUUUAAAAAGCAAAAGAUGAAUUAGAAUAUGAAUUACAAUGUAUAAAAUAAAAAAAGGAAAGUAAUAAAAAAAAUGGUGAGAAAUUAUAAUAAGAAAAUAUAGAAAAAUAAAUAAAAUUAAAAGAAAAAAUUAAACAAGAAAAAUUAUAAAGUAUUUAAUAAAUGAAAGAUCAUUAAAAAAAAUUGGAAAAUCAAGAAACUAAAAGAUAAAAAGAAAUAUAAGAUAGAGAUGAAAAAAUAAAAAAAUAUUAAUAAGAAAAUAAAAGGAUAGAAAAUUAAAAGGAAAAAAAAAUAUGGGCAAUAUAUGAAAGAUAAUAAAAAUAUAUAUUAAGAAAUGAAAAAAAAAUUUUGUAAGAUAUGAUAGAGCAGAAAAUUAAAAAAAAGAAUAAAAAAAAUCAAUGUGUGAUUAUUUAUAAAAUUAAAUAUAUGAAAAAAAUUUAUAUCUUUAAAAAAUUAAAAUAAAAAAUAAGAGAUUGCUUAAGAUUUAAAAAAUGA